Molecule: messenger RNA, 2268 nt
Organism: Hymenoscyphus albidus
Lineage: Eukaryota; Fungi; Ascomycota; Leotiomycetes; Helotiales; Helotiaceae
Source: the annotation of a GenBank genome assembly
UUCUCAUUAAAUAAACAUCGCACUGUAUUGAUCCUUUCUCUGUGGAUUCACAUCCCAACCUCUGCACCUCAACCAAUUAUCAAUGAAUUUCUCCCCAUAUUUAUUUUGUUGGCACGAGUACACCUACUUAGUGAGGCUCGUGAGCUACCCAGCGAGCCAGCCCAGUGCAGGAAAUGUGGGGGAAUCUCACGUGGCUUUGGAGUUAGUGUGGUCUUGGUAUCUUGGCGCGCUAGGUACUCCGUACGUCAUUGCAGGUUUUAGGGAGAACCCUAGGCCUAGCUAUAACAAAGCAGACGACACAUGAAUCCGACACUUUGAACAGUUACCUGAAUCAGUUACACAGCUCCUAGAUUUCUCCCAAUACUUACGAACGGACAAAUAUCUCGUGUCGAGUGGCAUUGUGGAGAGAGAGUGUGUGGCAUUUGAAACGCUCACAUUUACAUUCACAGCCUUACGAAGGUCGACCCCUCGAUCGGAUCAAGCUACCGAAUUAGAGACCUAGCUAGCACUUCUACCUCGUCAGCGAUCUGGGUAGUUAAGUUUCUCUUGCAUACUUGGUACAAACGGACGACAACCACACAACAAAUCUCCGAAGGAAACACCACACCAACAAAGUUUAACUUCUCAAACGACAAGACAUUCAAAUAAACCAGCAAUCAUGACCGCAACACCUACUCUCAUCAACCUGCCCGAGCCACCUUCCAAUCCAGAGACUCCUACUGAAGCUCCGUACGUCUUUCCCUUUACAAACGAGCGAAGGAGAAGAAGAAGUAAAGGACUGAACUAAUGCAAUACGUGAACAGAGGAACCCCAAACUCAACAACCACCUCCAUCUCCGCCCUCAGCACAAUCGCCAUCAAAGACGGCCAUCGCGGCUCUGGAUUUCCUCACACGGGAUCAGGUCACCAUCACACUCCCUCAACCAACACUCUCGAAGCCGAGCGCGCAGACCGUAUCUCGCGACUUGCAGGUCUCGAGCGGGUUUCUACCGCGCGACCGUCGGGCACAAAUCAAUCUGCUGGCGCUGCUGCGAUCCCGGGAUACUUUGAUCAAGCAGGCAACCCAGUUUACACGACGAAGAUUAGCACGGUUGGUUCCGCGAGCGCGACGGGUAGCCUCGGUGGUCGGACAACGACGUGGGCGAGUGGGAGUGGGAAGGCGAGUGGAGAUGGUGAUGGUGAUGCGGAUGAGAGGAUGAGUGUUGAUGGAGUUAAUGGUGUAGCUGGUGGGUCGAAUUUCCGCGACCUCGAGGCGGAGAAUGAGAAUGAUCGCUUCUCGACCGGUGCGAUGGAUGAGGAUAUGGAUGAUGCGGAUGGGAUGAGUGACAACACCUCGCUUGUUGGAUUUGGCGAGGGUGCUGGGUCGACGGUCAGUGGACCGACGUAUAGUCGUCGUGAUUUGGCGGCUAGUCCGGCGGCUGGACGAAGUGCGCUCGCGAUGCAGUUGCAGAGGGAAAAUAGUGGUGUGACUAGUGCGAGUGUGGAGAGAGAACGAAGAGAGGCGAGGAUGUUGGAUGGUAUUUCGGAUGAUGCUAAUGAUACUGCUGCUCACGGUGUCAUGGCUAGAGGCGCGGGUGGUGUCGAGACUGCGGAGAGAAUCAUGAAGGAUCGACUUGAUGAGAGCGAGGGUAAUAAGAAGGCCCCGCUUGGUAGUCCUGACUCGGCUGGAUUGGGCAAAUUUUACUUCGAGGAGAAGAAGUAGGGUGGCUGGUUUGAUCUUUUGCUUCUUCAACUGGCUACAGUAUCUUCCCUCGUUACUUUCAUUGUUCUUCUUUUUCCUUUCCCGCUUUUACAAAAUCACACACAGAGAAAGAGAAAGAGAGAAAGUAUGGGUGGUGGUUUACCUACUUGCUUGCUCGCUGGCUUUUCAUAGUCCUUGACGAUAGGACAGGAGUUCUUUCCUAGGUAUGGAUUCACAGGAUGGGAGAUUGGUGUAUGUGGAGUGAUUGGGAGUGGACUUUGUGCAAACUGAAUGAAAGGGGAAGGGAGAUUUGGGGUAUCAGAUUCUUUUCUUCUUGAUACCUUGUGUAUGAAGUACCUACAACUCUACAUUACAUGGACACACCUCUUUCCUUCUUGUCUCUUGUUUUACUCUUUUGUACGGUUCUUUUUACGGUCCUUGGGUUUGAUUGGGAUUUGGGUUCUGGGUGUAGGUACGGGUGCGGGUUUGGAUGGCGUGGAGUGGCUCCUUUUUUCUUUUGUGCUUUUUUGGGGGGUCUUUUGGUGGAUAUUUUGAAUGUGAAUGUGAAUUGAAUGAAUGGUUAUUUUA